AUGACACAUGGUGAGGGACUCCAGCGCCUUGAAAAAUAUGCGAAACACUCUGCCCAGACGCUCUUCAAGAAGGGCUUGCAUACCGGCAUCGUUCCGCAGAGCUGGAAGCACGGGGUUAUAAUCCGACUCCCAAAACCGGACCAGAAAGCGACUGAACUGGCAUCAUACAUGCCAGCACCGCUCACAAGUUGCCUCUGUAAACUAAUGGAACGCACCAUAGCAGCACGCAUUCGCGACGUUAUAGAGCCAGCCCCCACACCACAGCAGCCCGGAUUCAGACUAGUCCGCUCCACACUUGACCGACUAUUGCACCUUUGA
Messenger RNA from Trypanosoma grayi, 318 nucleotides. RefSeq lists its product as hypothetical. The coding region runs from base 1 to 318 and encodes 105 amino acids. The transcript has a single exon. The record is from RefSeq and is a predicted model, not a curated record. Lineage: Eukaryota; Euglenozoa; Kinetoplastea; Trypanosomatida; Trypanosomatidae.